Bursaphelenchus okinawaensis is the source of this 534-nucleotide messenger RNA. Lineage: Eukaryota; Metazoa; Nematoda; Chromadorea; Rhabditida; Aphelenchoididae. The record is from the annotation of a GenBank genome assembly.
AUGCGGAUUCUGAUUCUGGGAUUGGAUGGUGCCGGCAAAACCACUAUUCUUUAUCGUCUACAUGUUGGCGAGAUUGUGACGACGGUACCGACAAUUGGAUUUAAUGUAGAACAGGUCACAUACAAGAAUCUAAAGUUCCAGGUCUGGGAUCUGGGUGGGCAAACGUCGAUUCGACCUUAUUGGAGGUGUUAUUAUCUAAAUACAGAUGCUGUGAUCUAUGUGGUGGAUUCAGCGGACAAAGACAGAAUAGGAAUAUCAAAACAGGUAUGUUUUAUCUUUUCAUUAAUUAAAUUUGUUGUUUAGGAGCUAGUGUCGAUGUUGGAAGAAGAAGAAUUGAAAGAUGCCAUUCUAAUGGUGAUUGCCAACAAACAAGACAUCCAAGGCUGUCUAAGUGUAGCUGAAAUUCAUAAAGCGCUUGGACUAGAUGCUCUACGAAACAGAUCGUUCCAGAUAUUCAAAGCUUCAGCGACGAAAGGAGAAGGUCUCGACGAAGCGAUGGAAUGGCUGGCAAAUGCUCUUCAACAAAAAACUUGA